Messenger RNA from Westerdykella ornata, 1746 nucleotides. RefSeq lists its product as uncharacterized. Gene Ontology annotation, molecular function: metalloendopeptidase activity; metal ion binding. The record is from RefSeq and is a predicted model, not a curated record. Gene Ontology annotation, cellular component: mitochondrion. The transcript has 2 exons. NCBI's taxonomy places the organism in Eukaryota, Fungi, Ascomycota, Dothideomycetes, Pleosporales, Sporormiaceae. The coding region runs from base 1 to 1746 and encodes 581 amino acids.
AUGUUGCGGCCUCGGACGAUCCGGCCACUGUCACGCUCUCUUCAUCCGUCUACCUCGACCUGCAGAAGUACCGCAGCAUGCUCGGGUCGUAGAGGCCUGGCCUCCGUUGUGGCCGAGGAGAAGGACCCCGUCGAGCUCGACCAGAUUACCACCCUCCCAAAUGGCAUUCGCGUUGCGACCGAGGCCCUGCCCGGCCACUUCUCCGGCAUUGGCGUCUACGUCGACGCUGGCUCUCGGUACGAGAACGAUGCGCUCCGCGGAGUAAGCCAUAUUGUCGACCGGUUGGCGUUCAAAUCCACUAGCAAGACGAGCGGAGACCAGAUGAUAGAAAAGCUGGAAUCACUAGGCGGCAACAUACAAUGCGCCUCGUCGCGAGAAUCCUUGAUGUACCAAUCCGCAACUUUCAACUCGGCAGUUGCCACGACCGUCGGUCUCCUCGCAGAAACGAUCCGCGAUCCGCUCAUCACCGAGGACGAAGUCCAACAACAGCUGGAAACCGCUGACUACGAGAUUGGCGAGAUAUGGUCAAAACCCGAGCUCAUCCUCCCGGAACUCGUCCACAUGGCCGCAUACAAGGACAACACGUUAGGGAACCCGCUUCUAUGCCCAAAAGAGCAACUCCCAUACAUCAAUCGCAAUGUCGUGGAAGCCUAUCGCAAGGAAUUCUUCAAGCCCGAACGCAUGGUCGUUGCCUUCGCCGGCGUCGACCACCAUGAAGCCGUGCGCCUCACUGAGCAGUACUUCGGCGACAUGCAAAAGGGCGUGGGCCCUUCUCUCCUCAACCCUACCCAACACUCCGCCAUCCCUUCAUCCCACCCCUACGAUUCUCAAAAUCAAUCUUUCACGGCCUCACACCCGACCCCCACGGGCGCCCCCGCACAAACGUCUACCCUCCUCUCCAAAAUCCCCUUCUUCAAGAACCUCUCCACAUCCGCUACUUCCCACGCCUCAGUGCAGCAUCCCUCAUCAAUAGACCUCUCCUUCCCCCCCAUCGACACCUCGCUCCCCUCCCACUACACAGGCGGCUUCCUGACCCUGCCUCCCAUCCCUCCCCCGCUCAACCCGGCCCUUCCCCGCCUCUCCUAUAUCCACCUCGCCUUCGAAGCCCUCCCCAUCUCCCACCCCGACAUCUACGCCCUCGCCACGCUCCAAACGCUCCUCGGCGGCGGAGGCUCAUUCUCCGCCGGCGGACCCGGCAAAGGCAUGUACUCGCGCCUCUAUACCAACGUACUCAACCAAAACGGCUGGGUCGAGAGCUGCUUCGCCUUCAACCACUCGUACACGGACUCUGGCCUCUUCGGCAUCGCCGCCGCCUGCGCGCCCGCCAUGGUCGCCCAGAUGCUCGAGGUUAUGUGCCGCGAGCUGCAUGCCCUGGGCGAGGAGACUGGGUACUCUGCCUUAAAACCCGGCGAGGUCCAAAGAGCCAAGAAUCAGCUCCGGAGCCAGUUGCUCAUGAAUCUCGAGUCGCGGAUGGUGGAGCUCGAGGACCUGGGCAGGCAGGUACAGGUCCAUGGCCGGAAAGUCGGGGUGAAGGAGAUGUGUAAGAAGAUUGAGGAGGUGAGUGUCCAGGAUUUGAGGAGGGUGGCUAGGAUGGUGUUUUCGGGGGCGGUGGAGAACCCGGGGAGGGGGAGUGGGGCGCCGACGGUGGUGUUGCAGGAAGGGGAGAUGGAGGGGUUGAAGAGGAGGGAGUUUGCCUGGGAGGAGAUUCAGGGGAGGAUUGCGCGGUGGAAGUUGGGGAGGAGGUAG